GAAUGCCAGCGGUGGCACCACCAUGCCGCACCACAACAUCGUCUGCGAGUGGCUGCGCACCAUUGGGCUUGGCCACUACGGGGAGAGCUUCCUGGACAAUGGUUACGAUGAGCUGGAGAUCUGCAAGCAGAUUGGCGAGAUCGAUCUGGACGCCAUCGGGGUGGACAACCCCAGCCACCGGGGCAAGCUGCUCAAGAGUGUGCGCAUGCUGCGCGAGAAGGGCGCCGCCAUCGUGUAUGUGCUCAUCAACGAUCCCAAGGCGCUGAGCAGCAGCAACGAGAUCCUGGCCUCCGACUGUGAUACGCCGGUGACCAUGAAGGAGCUGGAGGCGGUGAUGAAGCGUCACCUAGAGGCCGAUGGAAUACGGCUUACAGCGCAUCCUUACUCCACGCCGGAGGGCAAAAGAGGCUACCUGGAGGGCCUGGCCGCCCAUUACAGCAAGCAGAUCAACAUGCCCUACGAGGACGUGCUGGACGCCAUUGAGCAGGUACGCCUGUCCAAGUGGAAGGAGCGCCACGUGCGCAUCUCCACGGGCCACACGCUCACCCGCCGGCUGGCCGGACCGAGCUCCAGCGGAUUGGUCGGCUCCUCGGUGAUGCCGACCAGCCACAGUCAGCCAUUGUAUGUGCCCGGCAAGUACUUGCCCUCCAGCUGCCUGUCGAACCGCGAGGAGAACGAGAUCUACAGCUACACGCAAAACGAUUUGGCCAAUAGGAUGGCCCGCAAUGCCAUCGACUCGAAGUCGGCUCUGAAUCUGAACGGGAUGCAGCACAGCUAUCCGGGAGCGCGCACCAAUUUCUUUUACGACUUCUCGGCAACAGAGGGCCGGAAUAAGCAUAAGCAGCGAAGAACGGUCUUUGCCAGGUUCCUGCACGGUCUCCGGCAGAGCGGCGAUGAGCUGAACGCCACGGAGGGAAUGCAACUGAAGACCAACGAGCGCCUGAGGAACUGCAGCACGAUGAAGCGACCGGAGCCCCACCAGGAUUUCGAGAAGACCAUACAGAGACUCAAGACACAGAAGGCGGCCCAGAAGAAGCCGGCCAGCGCUCCCCUGGAGAUGGCCCUGCACGAGCGUAACAAGGGGGAGGUGGCUCACACGCAUGUGAACGAGAUUCCAUUGAACAACUACACGAAGCAUCCCUAGGACACGGCCCUGGGCAGCGCAGCUGCUUAGAGCCAGGAUCGCCAUACAGUCACACUCAAACUUACAUAAUUCAAUCGUUGAAUCAAUCAUUCUUCUCAAUCAGGUGAUACGCAAUGUUAAGAGGGAGACGGGAUCAUAAUCAUAAUAGGAUGAGGCUAAAUAGGAAAGGAAAUACAGCAGGACAACGAAACAUUUUUCAAGCACUCACAAACUUAACGAUAGGACGAGAACUAGGCAUAGGAAUAAUAUCUGCAGGCGUUGAGUUUAACUUACCCUUAGGACUAAUUGAUAUACCCUACCUGAUCAGCACCUGAACCCACUGUAUAGACACCUGACCAUUAAUGAACAGUAAGCCUAGUCUAAGCAGCACUACCGCCCUCACCUAAGCCACUGCCAUAGGCGACACAGAGAGAAACAUCUACAGUCUUGGUUUAUUUUUGCAAAGGAAAAUAUGCACAGAACAUGAUCCCUAAUAAUAUUGAAGUAUAAGAAAGAUUAUUUCAUACAGUCUUAUUUAAUUAUUUGCCAUAAUUUUAUUAAGACUAUUACUGUAUCUCUCUUUUUUCUCUUUCAUUAUUUAUAAUUAUUUCCAGCUAAGUAUUAUGUUCUUUUUAACAAAUUACCUUUAAAACUACAUCAAGUCUAGAUCAUAAUCCAAUUUUGAACAAGUUUCUCUCUGUGUAUACACACCUCCAACCCCAUCCAACCAGAUUCAAUCUCGAAAUGCUCUUGCCCGAAGUCCAUCGGCAAUUAUUUGGACACCCCGAGAAAGCCGCCGCAGAGGCAACAGCAGCAACAGUCUGCGAAUGCAUCGACAACUGGCCGGGGGGAGAAUGUUGACAAAACGCAAAAAUCCAACAAGCUUAACGCUAAAUCAACACGCACA
This is a messenger RNA of Drosophila kikkawai, 2030 nucleotides long. RefSeq lists its product as uncharacterized. Gene Ontology annotation, molecular function: protein binding. NCBI's taxonomy places the organism in Eukaryota, Metazoa, Arthropoda, Insecta, Diptera, Drosophilidae. The record is from RefSeq and is a predicted model, not a curated record.